AAAAUCCAUGCUUAUGUCGAAAUACGACACCGAUUUAAUAUUGACGUAAAUCUUGUUAUUGUUUUGAUCCAACAAAUAUUUAAUAAAGUUUAACUAAAGAUCAAUUAUCUGCCGUUACAUCGGCAUCAGACUUGGUCGAGGAACCAAGUCGCCCGUCCGCAAACUGGACGGAACAUUCGCCACCUUGAGGUGAAACCACCGCCAACCGGCGUGAUCGCUCUCAAGUCAAAACAAUGGUGUCCAGCAGAAGUCCUCCGCCGAAUCAUGGUCCCUUGCCGGGGUCCAGUGGUGGCACCUCCCGCCUAGCCCUGUGCCUGAUCCACUUCGUCCUGGCCGUGAUCUCCGGCUGGGGACUGAAACGGAGCACCGGCAGCAAGGCGAUGACUGCCUUUGGGAUCUACUUUGGCCACAGCCUGCUCUGCCUGCUGCGACACACGCAUCCCAAUCCGGGCGCAGUUCAGCGUCUGCUGUGCGACAAGUCGAGACGUUACUCCUGCGUCCUAUUUGUCACCCUGGUGGUGGGCGAACUGCAGACCGUGAAUCCGGCCACCCGAAUGGGUGACUUCUUCGGCGCCGACUGGGAGAGACUGGCCUUUGGCCUGUGGAGCGCUGUACUGACACUUGCAGUCACCAGCUUGUGGUUCGGCAACAGUCGCAGUCCGCUGGGUGCCACAUUCAUAAAGCUGGAUGCCGCCCAAUUGGGCCUCUGUGUUCUGUGGAAUGUCCACUGUCUUUGGCGCAUCGCCAUCGUCGACGAGCACUGGUGGUCACUUGGCCUGGCCCUGCUUGUUCUGCUGAAUCACUUUGUCCUGUGGCGACUGCCGCUACACUACAACAUCAGCCAAUUGGAGGUGGCCACCGUGGGCAUGUGCUUCAGCACCAUCUUUGCGCUGAAUGCCAUCCAGGAGCAACUGGACGCUGUGGCCAGCUGAGAGCAGCUGGUCGGGCAACCAGGGACUGGAGCCUUGAUUGCCCAGCUCUAAGACACCACAUUUAAUUAUAAUAUGCACGUUGUUGAACAAUUUUUUGAGUAAUAAACUAGACUUCUUAUUUUGAAA
Messenger RNA from Drosophila sechellia, 1058 nucleotides. RefSeq lists its product as uncharacterized. The transcript has a single exon. The record is from RefSeq and is a predicted model, not a curated record. Lineage: Eukaryota; Metazoa; Arthropoda; Insecta; Diptera; Drosophilidae. The coding region runs from base 234 to 932 and encodes 232 amino acids.